AAAUGUUUUAAAGAUAGACACGUCUACAUAAAAAUGCCGUUCCUCAGCAAUUGCUUUCCCUUUUUUUUCUAUAGAGAGAUCACUGAUCUGCAAAGCUUGUUGUUCAGGUUAUGGUAUGUUCUCCUCCCAUUGAGUGUAUUCUGUGAAAUAUGCAGUGAUUGAUUCUCUAACUUUUCAUCUCUGCUAAGUUCUAUCAAAUGCCCAGUGAUGUUGUGCACAGUGAGCCUUUCACUACAUUCUCUUGUAUAGGAGUCCUACAGAAUUUUACUACUAGUGAGAGUCUCAAAGAGCGAUGAAGAGACACAAGGAGGAAGCUAAGGAGACCUCUCCUCUAUCAGAAAAACCUAAUGGAAUUAACAGAUUGUUCCGUCAACUGGUACCUUAUGGAUUCUGUAAUGAAGCAAAGAAGCAGCUUGGGUUGGCCAUCCCUGUGUUCUUGUCUCAAGCAAUGGUAUAUCUUAUAUUUGUAGUGAGUUCUGUGUUCUGUGGCCAUUUAGGAAAAAUUGAAUUGGAUUCUGUUACACUUGCUUCAGCUGUUAUAAAUAUAACUGGCAUAACGAUUGGUUAUGGAAUGAGUGAUGGAUGUGAUACAAUGAUGUCCCAGACAUAUGGCAGCAAGAAUAUGAAGCGAGUGGGAACAAUCCUGCAAAGAGGAAUUCUUAUCCUAAUGCUGUGCUGCUUCCCCUGCUGGGCAAUACUUAUUAAUACAGAGCAGGUAUUGCUACUGUGCAAACAGAAUCCAGAUAUCGCCAGGUUAACGCAAAAAUAUGUGAUGAUCUUUUUACCCGCUCUACCUGCAGUAUUUCUUCAGCAACUGCAAAUCAGAUAUUUACAAAAUCAGGGUAUUAUGUGGCCUCAGUUCUUUAUUUGUUUAGCAGUAAACAUUGUCAAUGCUGUUGUCAAUGCUAUUUUCAUACACGUCUUCAAGAUGGGAGUAGUAGGUUCAGCUUGUGCAAACACAGUUUCUCAGUGGGCAAUGGCACUUUUGCUUUUUUUAUACAUCGUUGGUAAAAAGGUGCAUGUGAAAACAUGGGGAGGAUGGUCCAAAGACUGUCUUCAGGAGUGGGAUAUAUUUCUCUCCCUUGCUCUCCCCAGCAUGCUGAUGUUUUGUGUUGAAUAUUGGAGCUUUGAAAUUGGAGGCUUUUUGGCAGGGCUUAUUAGCAUUGUGGAGUUGGGAGGACAAACCAUUAUGAUAGAGUUGGUAACAAUGACUUCAAUGUUUCCCAUGGGAUUUGGCAUGGCUGCCAAUAUCAGGGUUGGAAAUGCUUUAGGAGAUGGAGACAUCGAACAAGCCAAAAAGUCUUGUAAAGUUGCACUCUACUGUACAGCAUGUGUUUGCUUGUUGAUCAGCAGUGCUAUACUUGCACUGAGAAAUGUCAUGGGUUAUGUGUUUACAAAUGAUAUGGAUAUUGUUACUUUGGUUUCACGCAUCAUGCUGCUAUUUGCUCCAUUUCACCUGUGUGAUGGUACAAAUGUAUGCUGCAAUGGAAUAUUAAGGGGAACAGGAAAGCAAAAAAUUGGUGCUAUUACGAAUAUUUUUGGUUAUUACCUCAUAGGGAUCCCGGUUGGAAUAUCUCUGAUGUUUCCAGCAAAACUUGGGGUUAUAGGUCUUUGGAUUGGAAUAUUUUGUCCAGUGUUGUUGCAAAACUUCAUCUAUAUAUCCUAUAUCCUUUCUAUCAACUGGCAGCAGGCCUGUGAAGAGGCUAAAAUAAGAGCUGGAGUGAAACCAUUAAAAGUCAUGGACCCCAGUAUUUCACAAACGGAUGAUUCAUCAUCUAAAAUUGACUUGGUGGAAAGUGGGGACACAACGGCAUCCUAUUUCAGCUUUGAUGCUAUUCCCAUGUAUGACAUGAACUCUGGAGAAAAUCAUACAAAGCAACUGGAAAUAAAAAAUGAUCUACCAAUGGAAACAACUACUGUUGUGGGUGAAAUCCUGUCCACUAAACAGCUGAUUAUCCGGAGGGGACUAGCAUUGCUUCUAUCCAUUAGUGUACUUAUAAUUGGUAUUAUUAUUAAGCUAUUUACUGCCAAAAGAUAAUGCAGAAACUGAUUCUCAAUAAACACACCUAAAAAUGUAUUGGUAUGUUGUGUUUCCAGGACAAUGUCACCACUACAUUAAGUUCCAAAAACCUUUGUAAUCCUUUACCCAAGUAACCAGUUCUUCAGGUUUUUCCAUUCAAAAAAAGUGAAAAAUCAGCAAAUACAGGACAUAACAAUGUGGCCUACAGUAAAGGAAUUAUGUGAAUUGAGGUAAUUAAAUGGCUAACCAAAACAUGUCAAGCAGGGACUUCCAACUUAGCCAUGAGAUUUAGCAUUACAGAGUACAAUUUAGCACAGUUUGCUAUGAAAUAUCUGUAUAUAAAUGUUAUUUGUAACACUGAGUAGUGUAUAACAUCUAUCCCCUAUAGUCUGUUCAUAACUAAAGCUGGAGGUGCAAGGGUAGCGUUACUAAGCCACCCAUUCCCGAUCUUCUCGAAUGUGAGUGUAAGUUAAGCUUUCUAUGGUUAGAUCGGAAUUUACCUAGUGUUGUGACAGGUAGGUAAUGCCAGAUUUUUCCGCAAGUCUGAGCAUUCCAAUUCUCUUUACAAAUGCCAAUGCACAAUCUCUUUACUUACCCUGGUAUCACUGUUGUCUAUAUACUGUUGAAGAUGUAGAUAUGACCUGGCAAUGCUGGAAUUUAGCCUUGGUUACCGGGUCAUUGCCAAAAUCAUUUACAAAUGAAAAAUCCAGAUGGUUGCACUUCCUUGUUCUUCAGAAUAACACUUUAUUUAUUCAAAAACAGACGAUAAAAGUAGCUCAAUGGUACACAAGUACACAAGGGGGGAGAUACAGGGGAUAGUGGCGUUUCUGCAAGCUUUGUUUGGCUGGUUAUAAUGGGUGCCAGAUGUGGCAAAUUCAGAGUGCAUACUGUAAGUUUUAACAAUUAAUUUGUUGCACAAUGAUCUAUCUCCCUUUCGGAUUUCUUUCUGCUUUUUUCCAAAAACUUGUGCCAAUAAAUGAUAUUUCCCAAAGACUCA
Rana temporaria (common frog) is the source of this 3017-nucleotide messenger RNA. Its product is annotated as multidrug and toxin extrusion protein 2-like. Lineage: Eukaryota; Metazoa; Chordata; Amphibia; Anura; Ranidae. Gene Ontology annotation, biological process: xenobiotic detoxification by transmembrane export across the plasma membrane. The record is from RefSeq and is a predicted model, not a curated record. Gene Ontology annotation, cellular component: membrane. Gene Ontology annotation, molecular function: antiporter activity; xenobiotic transmembrane transporter activity. The coding region runs from base 293 to 2038 and encodes 581 amino acids. The transcript is spliced from 17 exons.